AUGGUAGAGCGUGAGGACAAUGAUUUGGGUGAUAUGCCACUGCUGCGACACAAUGGUCCCUAUGCAGCAGCAUCCAUGCCUGGAGGUUACCAAGAGGCCGUUGCUGAUGAUCGAUCGGAAACUAACAUUCGCUACGGGCACAUACCACAGCGCGUACCCCGACGGUACAAGACCAUCAAGAAGGUAGAACUCUUCCACGGUAACUUCGUGCUCGACUCCGCAGUACCAUCAAAACUGCUUGAUAUGUGCGCGAUACGCAAUGAACGCGAAUUCACCCACAUGCGGUACUCCGCAGCUACAUGUGACCCGAACGACUUUGAGAAGUCUGGGUUCACCCUCCGCCAGGUGCACUACGAUCCUCCACGGAGGACAGAGCUUUUCAUCGUCAUGACAAUGUAUAAUGAAGACGAGGAGCUAUUCUGUCGUUCAAUGCAUGGUGUCAUUAAGAAUAUUGCUCAUUUGUGCACACGAGGUCGAAGCAAAACAUGGGGGAAAGAGGGUUGGAAGAAAGUUGUAGUCUGUAUUGUUAGUGAUGGGCGGUCGAAGAUAAAUUCUCGAACGUUGAGUGUCAUUGCUACCAUGGGGGCAUAUCAAGACGGCAUUGCGAAGAAUAUCGUCAAUGGAAAACCUGUCGCAGCACACAUAUACGAGUAUACCACCCAAAAAAGGUGUUGUCCCGUACAGAUCAUCUUCUGCCUCAAGGAGAAGAACCAAAAGAAGAUCAACUCCCAUCGCUGGUUCUUCAAUGCCUUCGGUCCAGUACUGCAGCCCAAUGUGUGCGUUCUCCUCGAUGUUGGUACCAUGCCCGGCCCCACCUCAAUCUACCAUCUGUGGAAAGCCUUCGACAUUAAUUCGAACGUUGGCGGCGCAUGCGGCGAAAUCGUCGCUCUGAAGGGCAAGUACGGACAAUAUCUUCUCAACCCACUCGUUGCAGCGCAGAAUUUCGAAUAUAAAAUGUCCAAUAUUUUGGAUAAGCCGUUAGAAAGUGUGUUCGGGUAUAUCACCGUGCUGCCUGGCGCGUUUAGCGCAUAUAGGUAUAUCGCCCUGCAGAAUGACCAGAUGGGAGAGGGCCCACUGCAGAAGUACUUUUUGGGUGAGAAGAUGCAUGGUGCAGGUGCAGAUAUCUUCACAGCAAACAUGUAUCUUGCCGAGGAUCGGAUAUUAUGCUGGGAGCUUGUCUCGAAGCGCGGGGGAUCGUGGAUUCUGCACUAUGUCAAAUCUGCUUACGCUGUGACUGAUGUUCCCGACCAGGUCCCUGAGCUAAUUUCUCAAAGACGUCGCUGGCUUAACGGCUCGUUCUUUGCCGCCAUACACUCUACCGUUCAUUUCCACUACCUGUAUCGCUCCUCGCAUUCAUUCAUGCGCAAGUUCUGGAUUCAUAUCGAGAUGAUUUAUCAGCUAUACAACCUCAUAUUUGCCUGGUUUUCCCUUGGCAACUACUACAUUGCCUUCAUUAUUCUCUCACAAGCGCUCGAGUCCUACGUUCCUCAAAUCCACGUCCUUAACAUCAUUCUCAACUACUUCUAUCUCGGGUUGCUCAUCAUGUGCUUCCUCCUCUCGCUCGGGAAUCGGCCGCAAGGCGCAAAAUGGGGUUACACCCUCGCCUUCGUUGGGUUUGGUGUAGUCACAAUUUAUAUGACUGUCUCGGCGUUGUUGCUUGCAUACAAGGCCAUCGAGAGCGUAGCGAAGAGUGAAGGACGGGCGAUCCAGGCUAGCGAUCUAUUCUCGAAUUCGACCUUUAGAGAUGUCGUGUUCUCGUUGGCGGCUACGCUGGGGCUAUAUAUUGUCUCCUCAUUGAUCUUCUUUGAGCCAUGGCAUAUGAUUACAUCCUUCAUCCAAUAUCUCCUCAUGGCGCCGUCGUAUAUUGCGGUCUUGAACGUCUAUGCGUUUGCCAACGUCCAUGAUGUCUCAUGGGGAACGAAGGGCGACAACAAGGUUUCCACUGAUCUCGGUGUCGUCAGUGCGGGCAAGGGGGACAACAAGAAUGAAGUCGAGGUAGCAGUACCCACGGCUGAGACUGAUAUCAAUGCGGCGUAUGAAGAUGCUAUCCAUGUUCUGUCGUCGAAACCACCCAAGGCGGAUUCAAAGCCUGAUCCGACAACGCAGCAAGAAGAUUAUUACAAGACGUUCCGGACGAACGUAUUGCUGGUUUGGACUCUGAGCAACGCUCUUUUGGCUGCUUCUAUAAUAACGGCGACGAGUGGGACUGGAAGUGCGGCUGUGACUGGGUACAUGGCAUUCAUUCUCUUUUCAGUUGCUGGACUUGCAUUCGUUCGUUUCCUCGGCUCGACGACGUACAUGCUCGUGCGCUUGUUUGCAGGAGAGUGA
Messenger RNA from Suillus subaureus, 2328 nucleotides. RefSeq names its product glycosyltransferase family 2 protein. NCBI's taxonomy places the organism in Eukaryota, Fungi, Basidiomycota, Agaricomycetes, Boletales, Suillaceae. Gene Ontology annotation, molecular function: chitin synthase activity. Gene Ontology annotation, cellular component: cell septum; cell periphery. The transcript has 12 exons. The coding region runs from base 1 to 2328 and encodes 775 amino acids. The record is from RefSeq and is a predicted model, not a curated record.